AUGAUUUACAAGAAAUACAGAAAGUCAGUGAACUUUGCUUCAGAUGCCCCUCAACAAUAUGAAGAUGCCAUUAUUAUCGGGGGCAGCAUUGGAGGAAUCGUAACUGCUGCUUACCUAUCAAAAUACUUCAAACGAAUAACAAUUAUCGAAUCAGACGAUGUACUAAAUGAUACAUUCAUGAAAUCUUCACCCGGUGAAAUAUUAAACUAUCGUUGUUGUCUUCAAAGUCCAACAUCCCUUGGACGUUCAGGUGUUAGUCAAAUAUAUCAGGGACAUGUACUUGAAGGUGAAGGAAGUAAGAUUCUAUUCGAAUUAUUUCCUCAACUAAAAGAAAAGUUAUUAACUGAAUAUGGUGCUCGUAUUCAUUCAAUAAAAACCGAAUCACGACUCUCUGCCAGUGGUGUAUUAUUAAAUCAAAAUUUAACCAAAGAUUUUUACUGGUUGGGUGUUGAUCGUUUUACAUUAGAAAUAGUAUUAAGAAAAGAACUAUGCUUACAACUUGGAAAGAAACUUGAAUGGAAAUGUAAUUCGAGAGUAAUACAACUAAUCGUAGAUCCAUCAUUAAUUAUUGUAAAAGGUAUAAAAUAUCGACUUAAGCAAAAUAUUGGCUCAUCGCCAUUGAGUAUGUAUGGUGAUUUUAUUAUUGAUUGUACUGGUCGCCAUACAUCAUCAGCCAGAUGGUUAAAAGAGAGUUUCAAUUUAACCUUGCCGACUGUGCAAAUAGAUUUUGGCUCUGGCUAUCUUACAUUUAUUGGUGAAAGAUUUAGAACUGGAGAUCUAUCGUUAGAUUCAAUGCCUAUUGUUGGUUGUACAACUAAUUCUCCCGAUAAUAAUACAGGAUGUUAUAUAACUCCAAUAAGUACAAUAAAAACUGAAGAUAAAAAUUCAUUAGGAGCUUUGUCGGUAAUUGCGUUUCAUAGCGUUAAUUCAGAAUGUCCACCAAAUGAUUCCUACGAAAAUUUAUUGGAUUGGACAAAAGAACAUCUGAAUUCAGAUUAUUAUACAAUAUUAAAAUCAACAAAAGUAUAUAGCCCAUUAGUGCCGUAUCGUCAUGCGAUCGAUGAUCGAAAGUAUGCUGAAUUAUUAGGUAAAGAAUGGCCGCGAAAUUAUAUAUUAUUAGGUGAUGCGAUGUGUACUUUCAAUCCUCAAUAUGGGCAAGGUAUGACACAUGCAUGUAGACAUGCAAGAGAAUUAGAGAAAAUAUUCGAUGGUAAUUGUCAUAAGUUAAAAGAUAUUUCUCAUAUUUUCAAUCGUCGUGCUUCAGUAAUCAGUGAAGAAUGUUGGCUUCUUUCGAUAGUAAAUGAUUGGAAAACACCGACAUUAAAAGUAACAAUAACCGAUAAAAAUGGUGAAAUUAAAGUUUACCAACGACAUGGUGAUGCGGCUCAUAGCCAGGAUCAUCAGUCACGCUUACCCCUAAAGGUUCGCUUUUUGCAAUGGUAUUCUCGUUGGUUUCUUCAAUGUGCAUCCAAAUCUGGAUCGUUGUCUACGGAUGUGUUAUGUGUUGUAAAUCAACACACCAGUCCAUAUGUGCUACUGAAACCAACAACGUUCUUAGUAGUCUGCUAUAUUGCAGUAAUGAAUUAUUUUAAGUUAUCUAAAAAAUAA
Rotaria socialis is the source of this 1608-nucleotide messenger RNA. The record is from the annotation of a GenBank genome assembly. NCBI's taxonomy places the organism in Eukaryota, Metazoa, Rotifera, Eurotatoria, Philodinida, Philodinidae.